AUGGAGCCAGAAAGGAAUGAGGAGAGUGUGCCGAAUGCGGAGAAGACCUCUCCCGUUCCACCCGAUUCUCUGCUAACGUCAGGUGCAAUUUCAGGAGGAAACUGUGACGACAUCCGAGGCCGCUUCCAAGCAAACCAGAGGAAGCUGGAAACACCUUACGAGUUCAUUGAUAAGCAUGUGCCGGUUGUGUCAGGCCCAAUUGUCGCCCUGGAUAAACCUGAGAGUGCAUCUUGGAACGCACACAUUGCAACACCACAGCCAAAGAUCAACAAGGGUGGGCCUCAUCCGCCUCCUCCUCCGCCGCCUCGGCUCCGAUCCCCGCGCAGGCCUGCCUCCGAGGCGGAGGGAAAGGCCCUUCUCCGGCUCCGCCGCCUGCCUCCCUCGCGCCCCUUUCCCCCUCCGCCGCCUCCGGUGUCGCCUCAGCCCUCGCCGCCCUUCUCCUCCUCCUUCCUCCUCUUUUCUGCCUCUUCUCGCGAGACUUGGGGGCGGCCGGCCGCGAGAUUUCCUCCCCCUCCCUCACAUCGGGGCGGGGCCACACCGCCUACCCUUCCACAGCCUCGCGAGAUUUGGCUCCGCUCCCUUUCUUCUCGCGAGACUCCGAGCCGCCCUUCUCCUUCGCUCUCUCGUGUCUUCUUCUUCUUCCGCAAGGUCGUCCUGAGCUCACUUGGCCACGCCCCCUUUCCUGCGCAUGCGCCGGAACGAUUGGCUCGCCACGCCCCCUUUUUGCGCAUGCGCCGGAAUGAUUGCCACCACCACCACUACUACUACUACAACCACAACCACCACCAGCAUCACCAGCAUUACGAAGGAGGAGGAAUUGGAGGAGGAAGCAGCAGCAACCAUGGGGCCAAUGGGAAUGAGAGGAAGGCCCCUUUGGCCCCACAGAGGAACCCCAAACACGACCCCAGGAACGGGGGGACAGUGGGGAGCUUUGGGGGGAACCCCCAAGCCGCCCAGGAGCCGACCCGAAGGAGAACAGGCUACGGUGAGCUGAACGGCAACGUUGGGGAGAGGGAAUGCUCCCUGAAAGGCCUGAACGCCGGCGAUGUGCCCAGUCCAAUUUCGAGGGUCACCAAUGGCAGCCAAACCCCAGGAGACACUACUUUCACCCUGAAACCGAUGGCGAAAGGCGGCCCUUUUGGGAAACCGGGGCUCAAGUCCAAGGGCUUCCUUCCGAAAGCGAGCAUGGACAAGAAGAGCGAGAAAUGUUACGAGAGCAAGGCGCGGGAGGAGAAGUCGGAGGCGGUUCCGAUCCCGAAUGGCGUGGUGACGAACACUUCCUGCUACAUCACCAACGGUUACGCCGGCAAAGGGGCCGACAAUGACGGCAGCGGGUCAGAGAGCGGCUACACGACCCCCAAGAAGCGGAAGGGGCGCCCCAAUAGCAUCAAGGGCUGCGAGAGCUUGGAAAAGACGACUCCGCAGGACCCUCCGGUUGCGCCGGAACCGGAAGGCUUCAGACCCGACGGCGGUGGGGAUACAAAAGCAGGGCCCCACAUUGAGGGACUGAAGCCGGCGUGGAAAUGCGAGGGGGGCACUUUGGGGAUGGGACGCGGCAAGCCGGGGCCGACGGAGAUGCCGAGGAAGAACUCGGACACCAAAGUCGGGAUGGUCGGCAAGAAAUUCGAGGAGCGGCCCAAGGGUAAGCCCGUCUCAGCCUCAAAAGAGGACUCCUGGACUCUCUUCAAACCGCCACCCGUUUUCCCCGUUGACAACAGCAGCGCCAAGAUCGUCCCGAAGAUCAGCUAUGCCAGCAAGGUGAAGGAGAACCUCAAUAAGUCCGCACAGAACCCCACGUCGUCCCUGUCAUCGUCGUCCUCCUCUUCUUCGUCCUCUUCCUCCUCUUUGUGUUUAUCAUCCGCCACAGACGGGCCGCUCCCGACUCCCAACCGCCUCUCCCAAGUCCCUAUGUCUGCCAUGAAAUCGGUCACUUCGGUCAACUUCUCCAACGGGCCGGUUCUGGCGGGUGCUGACCGCGGAGUCUCGUGUCCGGUGGGUACUCAAUCGCUGCUCGUCCCCGCAUCCGGCGCCAUCUUAUUCACCCCUUCCGAGUCGGCGCCCCCAGAGGAACCCAAGCCGAGCCUUUUAAUCUACCCGUCAAAUAUGCAAGCCCUCCUCCUCGAUGCCGCGAGCCGAGCCGAGCCCGCUUCUUUCCAGGGCCACCUCCAGCAGAACCUGGGGGACAUUUUCCAGAACAAGUGGGGCCUGUCGUUCAUCAACGAGCCCAGCGCGGGGCCGGAGAAGCCGGCGGAGGGUCAGGCCCCAGAGGUGACGUUUCAUGGGGAGUUCCCCGGCACUUUGGCCGCUCCGACGGGGCCCAACCCACCACCCGCUUUCCCCAAGGCUUACGAAUUGGACAAACGGACUUGUCCGCCACCGCUCCUGAACAAUCUCCUCAAGCUGGGGACACCCUGCGAUGGAGGCGGCGGAGGCGGCUUCUUUUUGGACUCCCAUCCUCCGGGGGGACCGCGCCUGGCCGACCUCGGGGCCCCCGGGGGCCCCUUUGUCUUUCUUGCCAAGGACUGCCACGUCGAGAACCGGCUGGCUUCCCCUACGAACAAUUUGUUAGCCUCCGCCAAAGAACAGAGGUACCCGAGAGGCCUAGAACGGAAAGAGAGUUGGGGUGACUUCGACCUGCGGGCCGCCGUUCUAUAUCAUACUCAAGAAAUGGAAUCUCUUUGUAAUUUGCAAAAACAAGACCCCAAAAGGAUAAUCACGUACGACGAAGCCAUGGAUCGCCCAAAUCAAUGAGAGGAAGAGGAAUCCCGACCCAUCAUCGCAGCCUCGUCCGGAAGCGUCCCCGAGCGGGGUGCCAUGUCCGCCGGAGCAACCCGCGACGCGACGGCAGCCCAAGGAACCCCGAACUAGGAUAAUAUAUACAAAUGUAUCCAUAUAUAUAUAUAUAUAUCGGAAUAUAUAUAUAUGAAUGAGCUACUUUAAAAAAAAAUAACACUCUGGGCAUCAGGAGACGGCGUUGGCAGAGACUCCCUUUACGCGGUUUAUUUAAAGCCUUCGGUCCUCGCUUCUUCCUGUUUAUCCCUUCUAUAUUUUGAAUAUAUUCCCCUCCGAAAAAACAACAACAUUCUGCCAGUCGGUUCCGGACACCUUCGGGAUUAUUUUUCUUUUUUCGCUGGGAUUCUGCAAUCGUCGGUAACACACUAAUCGCAAGCAAAUGAGGACAAGAUCCUUCUCUUUCCAGUUGCCAGGAUCCUCGGAAGAAAAGAACGAGAGAAAGAAAGGAAGAGAAGUCGGAAGGGCAGGCUUUGCAGGGUUGUCGUUCCUCCUUCCCUCUGUCGUUUCCUGGUUCCGAUUUUCCAGAUCAGGAGAAGAUGUUGGUCUUAAAAAUAUUCAUUUCAUCUCUCUGUUUGCACCUUCUCUCUUUUCCCGCGGUGUCGCUCGAAUCCAGAACCCCGAAAUACGGACCUGUGGCCCCGGAUUUGGAGUCGGAAGGGGGAAAAAACUCUUAUUCUGGAGCACAAGAGGCCGUGUUUGCACCAUGCUCUUUUUUUCUCCCGACAGGAAGUGUUGCGGGUCUCGAUUUAUGUCACUUCCUGUUUGGGGAGAAAUGCCUUCCUUGUUGAUUUUCAGGGCAUUCCUUUCUGGGGAAGGAAAUGCCUCUCCUCUUGACCAGGGAACGCCCUUUUCCCCCUAACAGGAAGUGGUGUGGAUGUCGACUUACAUCACUUCCUGUUUGAGGAAAAAUGCCUUCCUCAUUGAAUUUCAAGUCAUUUCUUACAGGGGAAGGAAAUGCCUUUUUUCUUGAACAGGGAACGCCCUUUUCCCCCCAACAGGAAGUGGUGUGGAUCUCGACUUACGUCACUUCCUAUUUGAGGAAAAAUGCCUUCCUCAUUGACUUUCAAGUCAUUUCUUUCAGGGGAAGGAAAUGCCUUUCCUCUUGACCAGGAAAUGCGAUUUCCACCCCAACUGGAAGUGAUGCAGGUCUUGACUUCCGUCACUUCCUGUUUGGGGAAAAAUGCCUUUCCUCUUGACCAGGGAAAGCUUUUUCCCCACAACAGGAAGUGAUCUGGAUCUCAACUUAUGUCACUUCCUAUUUGGUGGAAAACGCCUUCCUCGUUGACUUUCAGGGGAAGGAAAUGUCUUUAUUCUUAACCAGGAAAAACUUUUCCCCCCCAACAGGAAGUGAUGCGCGUCUCGACUUAUGUCACUUCCUUUUAGGGGGAAAACGCCUUCCUCAUUGACUUUCAGGGGAAGGAAAUGCCUUUAUUCUUGACCAGGAAAACCUUUUCCCCCCCAACAGGAAGUGAUGUGGGUCUUGACUUGUGUCACUUCCUGUUUGGGGAAAAACGCCUUCCUCGUUGACUUUCCAGUCAUUUCUUUCUGCGGAAGGAAACACCUCUCCUCUUGAACAGGGAAAGCCUUUUCCCCUCAACAGGAAGUGAGACGGGUCUCGACUUAUGUCACUUCCUGUUUUGAAUUUCCGGGGAGCAAAACACCUCUCCUGUUGACUUCUGUCCCUUCCUGUGAGACCUCUCCUAGACCUAAGAUUGAUAUUUAGAGGCAAAAUAAUCAAAAAUAAA
Molecule: messenger RNA, 4538 nt
Organism: Anolis sagrei ordinatus
Lineage: Eukaryota; Metazoa; Chordata; Lepidosauria; Squamata; Anolidae
Source: RefSeq, a predicted model, not a curated record